CUCGAAUCUCUUUCAAUUGUAAUUCUCAAUGGGCAUCUUGUCUUAUUUUUUUGCAGAAAAACCUGCAAAAGUGGUUCCCAAGGACAUUUGCUACUACAUUGAAGGUUUUUUAGCAUGUUAUUACUUCCAGGAGGCUAUGAAUUUGGCCGAACGGCUUGAUACCACUUCCAGCAAUAGCAAUAUUCAGGUAGAAAUCACUGCUCAUGCACGUAAGGAGUGGAAUAGUCGUCUCCAGCAACUGGUCAAAGAAAUCCCUGGGGCACAAGAUCAUCGUACAAGUCCGCUCAUAUGGGAGGGAUGCCCAGGGAAACCUCUUCAGUUUAUCGGUGGAUUCGACAACUUUAUGCAACAUGCACGGAAAGUGCAUAAAGUGGGAGAAGCACGCAACGUUUGAA
Lobosporangium transversale is the source of this 395-nucleotide messenger RNA. RefSeq lists its product as hypothetical. NCBI's taxonomy places the organism in Eukaryota, Fungi, Mortierellomycota, Mortierellomycetes, Mortierellales, Mortierellaceae. Bases 29 to 394 code for a protein of 121 amino acids. The transcript has 3 exons. The record is from RefSeq and is a predicted model, not a curated record.